UCUGCCAAGAGAGGGAGGCGCAAGACGGGAUGUUGACCCAUUUUAGGCUCCUUCUCUCUCCUCCUCGCGAUGAAACACGAAACCGGCUUCAUUCCAGCCAAGUCUGUCCCUCGGGCUCCCGGUUCCUCCAGCGCCAACACCGCCGUCCAUUGCGCCGCUCCAUUUGACUUUUACAGACCAAAACAAUUUUCUGCCAGGAGCCCGUGGACCGUUCGUUUACACGACGCGCAUUUUAUGAUUUCCCCAGCUCUGCUUCGGAUUUGGCUCUUUAAAAGUCACUUUGAGAGCGAAUUCCGCAGCGCUGACAGACAGCAUCUCCCAUCUGAGCUGCGGCAUCCUGACCGGGAUGCGGAGCGUCUGAGCACCGGAGACGGCGGAGCAUCGCCCGCAUCCUUGUCGCGUUUCGGUCCCUGGGAUGUAACAGGCUCUUAACGCCGGCCUGUGCGCGUUUCUCGCUCUUUUUUCGCCCACCAGGGAAUUAACGCCUCGCUUUUUCCUCCUCAAAGACGAGUUAUGGCGAGUUUUCUCUUCAACGCGCGUCUCGUCCUGCUCGCGUGCGGAUUAUUGUCGCUCUGCUGUCCAGCUGCGCGAGGAGCCGAGCCGGAGCUGCAGGAGGAGGAGGAGGAGGAGAGCUCGUGUCAGGGCGAGUUUGACCUCUAUUUCGUGCUCGAUAAAUCUGGCAGCGUGACGAAUCACUGGGAUGAAAUCUACUACUUUGUGGAGAAUUUAGCAGAGAAAUUCAAAAGCCCCAUGCUGAGAAUGUCCUUCAUAACCUUCUCCUCCAGAGCAUCCACCAUCAUGAAGCUGACAGAAAACAGGGUGGACAUCAGAAAGGGUCUGAAUGCUCUGAAGAGAGAGAUUCCCGGCGGGGACACAUUCAUGCAUCUUGGGCUGCAGAGGGCAAAUGAGCAGAUCCAGAAGGAGAACUUCGGUCCGGCCAGCGUGAUCAUCGCACUGACGGACGGAGAGCUGCAGGAGCAUCAGCUGAUCACUGCACAGCAGGAGGCGGAGACAGCGCGGUCUCUGGGGGCCAUUGUCUACUGUGUUGGUGUCAAAGACUUCAAUGAGACACAGCUGGCCACCAUCGCAGACACCAUCGACCACGUGUUUCCUGUGCUGGGAGGCUUCCACGCCCUGCGAGGAGUCAUCGACUCGAUCAUCAAGAAGUCCUGCAUUGAAAUUCUGGCAGCUGAGCCCUCCAGUGUGUGUGCAGGAGAGUCUUUCCAAGUGGUGGUGAGAGGCAACGGGUUCCUCCACGCUAGAAACAUCCACCAGGUCCUCUGCAGCUUCAAGAUCAACGACACCGUCACAGUCAAUGAAAAGCCGGCCGGAGUGGAAAACACCUUCUUACUGUGUCCAGCUCCUGUCAUCGGUGAAAUUGGGAAGGUGAUUUAUCUCCAAGUGAGCAUGAAUGACGGUCUGUCUUUCAUCAGCAGCAACGUGCACAUCACCACCACGGAGUGUUUCGAUGGCACCAUCCUCCUCAUCACCCUGCUGGCCUUGUUCCUGCUGCUGGCGCUGCUCUUCAUGUGGUGGUUCUGGCCUCUCUGCUGCACCGUGGUGAUCAAAGAGCCGCCUCCUCCACCUCCUCCUGAGCCCGAGUCGGAUGAUGAGGACGGCCUGCCGAAGAAAAAGUGGCCCACCGUGGACGCCUCCUACUAUGGAGGACGAGGGAUCGGCGGAAUCAAGAGGAUGGAGGUGCGCUGGGGGGGCAAGGGCUCCACCGAGGAGGGGGCCAAGCUGGAGAAGCCCAAGAACGCGGUGGUGAAGAUGCCGGAGCAGGAGUACGAGCCCUUCGAGCCCAAACCCAAGAAGCCCCAGAACAAGAAGCAGCCUCAGAACCGGAAGUGGUACACGCCCAUCCGGGGCAAACUGGACGCUAUCUGGGCCCUGUUUCGCCGCGGGUACGACCAGGUCUCCCUGAUGAGGCCUCAGCCCGGGGAUCAUGGUCGAUGCAUCAACUUCACGCGGGUGAAGGACGAGUCGGCGGCGGCCAAGGCUCGUCCCCGCGGCCCGAUCCACGCGCCCGCCGCCCCGCCGCCGCCCCCCGACUACCACCCGAUGCCCCGCAUCCCCCCCGCGUCCCCCCCCGCCGCCGGCCCCGCCCCCAGGCCGCCCCCGUCGGGCCAGGCGCCCCUCGGUCCCCCGCCGUGCCGCACGCCCCCCGGCCUCGUCUGCCCCCCUCCGUCGCGCCCCCCGCCCAGCCUCCGAUCGUGAACCCCGUGCCCGGACCCCUCCCACCCCCCGGACUCCCCACUUCUACACCACAGAGUCCCUGCUCUGCUAGGCAGCCAUUCCAGGCUGAUGGCUGGGCUCCUCAGUGCCAAACACGCUCCUGCUACAA
This is a messenger RNA of Betta splendens (Siamese fighting fish), 2344 nucleotides long. It is a transcript of the gene antxr1c, whose product is annotated as ANTXR cell adhesion molecule 1c. Gene Ontology annotation, molecular function: signaling receptor activity. Gene Ontology annotation, cellular component: membrane. NCBI's taxonomy places the organism in Eukaryota, Metazoa, Chordata, Actinopteri, Anabantiformes, Osphronemidae. The record is from RefSeq and is a predicted model, not a curated record.